GUCAAUGACUGCCUUAAACGUAACUCUCAAGCUCAACCUGGUUGUGCGAAAUGCUUUUUAGCCUCCAGUUCCUGCCGAGGAACAAACUGUAAUUCUCGACAACAAACAGUGGAAAAUCACCUCUUAAGCCAAAAUCAAAUCUACGUUUUGGCGUUUACGCACCCAACGGAAUGAGCCCUCGACUUGUGGAUCUGCCCGACGAUAUCCUCUUUCUGGUUUUCGCCAAUUUGGAAAGCGCUCGGGAACUAUGGGCUCUUGCACUUUCCUGUCACCAACUUCGGCACCUCGUCAGUAACGAUGGGUGGCGUAUUUUUGUUAGGAACAGGUUCCCGACUCUUAAUGUCCCAGCCCCGGCUACGGGAAGUCGCACAUGGCAGCAACUGGCCGAAUCGAUGACCUGGCAAAGCCGAUGCUGGGAUAAGCGGGCCCUUCAGUUCCAGGUUCUGCUUCCCCGUCGCCCCGACCCCAUUAAUGGCAGGCAGGGGUGGCGGCAAAGAGCCCCCGCGGCUUCAUUCAUGGCUGUUGUUGACGCCCACCUUGACCCGGCUACACAACAAGAGCUUGUUGUAUGGGGUGCGGGGGAAGAUAUCGUCGCCCGCUAUCGAGAGCGUCAAGGGCGAGGCAGGGUAUCGAAAACCUCCUGGCAGAAGGUGGAAGGCGGAAAGCUCGGCCUCAGCGGCGGUUAUGAUGACGUGAAGACCAUCAAGAUCGUUAAGCAUGGUAGUGGCCGAGCCAUCGUUGCGGGACGGCAUAACGGUGUAUUGUCUCUCCUGUCCGCCGAGCCAGAUCGUUUCGGCGAGCAUAUUGCCCAGUUCGGUUCUGUUACUGACUCGGGAAUCAACGCCCGCCAACUCUCGGAACCGGGCACAAUCAACGCUCUAGAUGUCGUCGACAGCAGCAAGGGCCCGCUCGUCGCUGCCGCUUCCAAGACCGAUUUGAGCAUUUACCGCCUACCGGAGGAUGAUUCCGUGGAAAUAGCCCCUUCGACGACCUACGACCUGAACGAGCGCCAUUUGAUGCCCGAUUCCGCGAGGCUAGGCGGCGCAAGAUGGAUGGGAGAUGGCGGGUCAAUAGCGCUAGCUCUGGUCGGCUGCAAAGACCCUCUUCGUUAUCUCACCCUCACGCCCACCGGAUGGUCCCAUCACGCAGUCGGGAAGAACGAAAAAAUGGAGGCGGAAUUCAAUAUCGAGAGUGACAGGACUAUCUCCCCAAAUUCUCUCGAGCCAGUCUACCUACAUUCAGGGGCCAAAUGGGGAACAAGUCUGCUCCUCAGUUCAUGGAAGGACGGCACGAUAAGACUCCAAGACCUUCGCACAUCCUCUCCUUUCGACGCCGUCUACCAGGACAACGUGGAUCCGUGGUCCGUUGCCGAAUCCCUUAUGGCCUACGGCACAGAGCGAUUCGUAGCAGGCGGUGGAGAUGGGCUCACUAUCCAGGUGUUUGACUUCCGGUGGACAAAAGGCUACUACCACACCUCCGGCCUCUCAUGCCUUGGUAGUGUCCCCUUCCCGCGGCCUCACCAGCCCUUCAUGAAGCCGGUUAGUACCGAAGCGAAUGGCAGGACGCGCUGCGACCACCUCAUGGGCCUACCCUGCCGCUGGCAUGAGCUCUCAAAAAGUCUCUACUACCGGCCAAACGCCAAGUACUUCCUCUCCAACUCACUUCGACACUUCAAAUUAUGCAGCGUGUGGUCCCUUGCCCGGCCCUCGGAUGUCUCGCCCAACUUCUACGUCGGCAUCUCGGGAGGGGUUGUCGAAGUGAAUCUGGAACAAACUCCCGACACCUUCCCCCCAGAGACCGACACAGUUGACCCCAACUUCGGAACCGGCGACUGGAGAGCGGCGGCGCCUGCCGCGAGUAACUAUAAGAGCCAACCGCUCGUGCCUGCCUUGAUGGAAACGGGAGAUGGGUAUUCUUACUCGGGAAACGAUCGGUCCAUCUUGCUACCGGGCUUGGUCCGCUAUCAAGGACCGGCGGAGUGGAUGGCGACCCGGGGCCCGCUGGCGAAGCAUCAUCGACUUGACAACGGGUACCAGCAGGCAUCGGACUUUGGAGCCGACGCGAAUCAGAUGUUUAAAGAGUUUGCGGAUCCAAGGUUCUCCAUUCGGGGGGUGGUUCAAUUAGAAGAAUAGAAUGAGCAGGGAAUUCUGGCUGGGCUUGCCCAAACGUCAACCUUUGUGCGCCCGCUGUGGUAGAAAUUGUGUCCUCUGUCUCAUGUUGUUGCGCCUGAUCUCUCAGUUGUUGUACAAUGCAUUUGUCGUAGAUUCCAACCCGUUCACCUUGGAAGGCUAUGUUAAGUCUCUCAGCUUGAGGUUUCUCAGCUUCCCUCGG
Messenger RNA from Chaetomium fimeti, 2331 nucleotides. RefSeq lists its product as uncharacterized. Bases 171 to 2132 code for a protein of 653 amino acids. Gene Ontology annotation, molecular function: protein binding. The record is from RefSeq and is a predicted model, not a curated record. The transcript is spliced from 2 exons. Lineage: Eukaryota; Fungi; Ascomycota; Sordariomycetes; Sordariales; Chaetomiaceae.